AUGUACGAACCCACCGCCUCGUUAAAUCUUCACCGUCUGAGCAGGCAAAGCCUCCAGAAACGUUAUGAGUCGGACGAAGAAGAUGUAUCUGAGUCUGAGGCUGGCGCUCAGGACUUUGUCCCCUCGCUUGUAGGCUCUCAAAGAGCCGGUACCUUCGACUCUGAUCUAAGCGCCGACGAGAACUCCCAGGCCGACCCAGACUCGGAUCGAGACGAACAGCUGCUCUCCCCUUAUUCUACAGCCAAAAGGCCCCGACCGGUGUCUAUGGAUACCGUCAAGCGGAACAGUAAUCCCAACUUUGGUGACGAUGCCUAUGUCUUCGACCCUGAAGAGGAAAUGGUUUUUGAGCUGCCCUCACCGGAUAGCCCGCCGAUGGCCUCGAGCCUUUACUUGCAGCCUGCGAUCUAUGUCCGUCCUGAUUUACCACCCGCUCACCCAAAGCCUAGGUCACGAUCUCCGUCGCCGUCAUCCAUCUUCUCCGUGGAGAGUGCCGAGAUUCAGACUGCAAAGAAGGUUACCAUGAUAGAGCCACCUACUCGUCCUACCGUGGUGUUCAUCAACGCUAUCGGCGUACGCUCAAAGGCUGCCAGAUCCAGGCCCAGUCACUCUCGAACCAGAGCAAAUCCUCGGGAUAGGGGGUCGCGCAUGUUCCCCGAUAUGACUGAGAGCAGCCUCAAUGUACCUCGCUUGGCCGAGAACCAGGCCACCUCCCUUCGGCCCUCAGAGACACACGGGAAGCGUGAAGGGCAAAAAAGCCCCAAACCCGCUAUGCUGCCGGCCACCACCCCAUCCAUGCAAAGCGCCACCAUCAACCGAGUGUCUGAGAUACCCGUGCUGCCCUACAUUCCCCCAUCACCUCAACUUCGGCCACAAUCAAUGUACCGAUCACGGCCACGCACAGCAGGCUGCGAGAAAUCCUUCCCAACACUACUCAACCCUUCCCGCACCCGCCGACCAACAGACCUAAGCCACCGUCCAGCCUCCGUCCGCACGAACAGCAACGGCAGCGUGCCAUCCUACUCUCGCCCGGCCUCCCCUUUAUCAGACGACAUCCGCCCAGGCUACAUCGUCGAUCACAGCGAAACAGCCUCUCUGUACUCUAAUCCCUACACCUGCAGCCCGGCCUCUUCACCUCGUCCACCCAGCCACUUCUCCAAGCGCAGUAUGAGCAAUAUGCUAGCUCAAAAGUCACCCAUGAUGCGCCGCAUGACCCGCAAGCAUUCCGCCACAUCCAGCAUUGCCUCAUUGGCCAGUCUGCGUUCCGAAAUGGAUGCUCCAGCUCCCAUCCCUGCUGCUGCAAGCCAGCCGAGCUUGACUUCAAUGAAUUACGAGUCUCGCGUUGUGCGAAAACCGAGUCAACGCCGCCAUGGGAGGCAUAAUAGCUCUGCUUUUGGUGGACGGGGCUUUAUGGGGCUGAAACUUGGGAAGAGGUCUUUUACGAAAGCCUAA
Messenger RNA from Penicillium atrosanguineum, 1449 nucleotides. RefSeq lists its product as uncharacterized. Bases 1 to 1449 code for a protein of 482 amino acids. The record is from RefSeq and is a predicted model, not a curated record. Lineage: Eukaryota; Fungi; Ascomycota; Eurotiomycetes; Eurotiales; Aspergillaceae. The transcript has a single exon.